Messenger RNA from Lolium perenne, 1699 nucleotides. Its product is annotated as desmethyl-deoxy-podophyllotoxin synthase. The record is from RefSeq and is a predicted model, not a curated record. Gene Ontology annotation, molecular function: iron ion binding; heme binding; oxidoreductase activity, acting on paired donors, with incorporation or reduction of molecular oxygen. Lineage: Eukaryota; Viridiplantae; Streptophyta; Magnoliopsida; Poales; Poaceae.
UAAACCACACUCAAGAGCUAGCUAGCGCGCCAAGAUCACGAUGGAGCAACAGGCGUACAACCUAUGCCUCUUCUUGGCCCUCCUACUCCCUCUCCUGCUCCUCAAGCUACUCACGAAGCGAAGCGGCGGCAAUGGCGCCGUCCGUCUGCCGCCCGGCCCGUGGCGGCUUCCGCUCAUCGGCAGCCUGCACCACCUGGCCGGCGGCCCGCUCGCGCACCGCGUCAUGGCCGACCUCGCGCGCCGGCACGACGCGCCGCUCAUGUACCUCAAGCUCGGCGAGGUCCCCGUGGUGGUGGCCACGUCCCCGGAGGCCGCCCGCGAGAUCAUGCGCACGCACGACGCCGUCUUCGCGACGCGGCCCUGGAGCCCCACCAUCAAGAUCUAUAACGCCGACGGGCAGGGCAUCAUAUUCGCGCGCUACGGCGCGCUGUGGCGGCAGCUCCGGAAAAUAUGCAUCCUCGAGCUCCUCAGCCCGCGCCGCGUGCAGUCGUUCCGCGGCAUCCGGGAGGACGAGGCCGCCCGCCUCGUGGAAGCGGUCGCGGCCGCGCCGCCCCGGGAGCCUGUGAACGUGAGCGAGCGGAUCGCCGUGCUCCUCGCCGACUCGACGGUGCGCGCCCUGAUCGGGGACAGGUUCAAGAGGAGGGACGAGUUCCUGCAGACCAUCGAUGAGGGGGUCAAGCUCGUCGCCGGGUUCAACCUCUGCGACCUUUUCCCGUCCUCGUGGCUCGCGAGGUUCGUCAGCGGCACGGCACGGCUGGCCCAGGAGAACCACCGCAAGUGCUUCGAGCUCAUGGAGUACGCCAUUAAGCAGCACGAGGAGCACAGGGCCGCCACCGCGGCGAACGGCGCCGUGGAGAACGGAGAAGACCUGGUGGACGUGCUCUUGCGGCUACGGAAGGAGGGUGGCCUCGAGGUGCCUCUUACCAUGGGAAUGAUCAAAGCAGUUAUACUUGACCUAUUUAGUGCGGGGAGCGAGACAUCGGCGACCACGCUCCAAUGGGCCAUGUCGGAGCUCAUGAGGAACCCAAACGUCAUGAGGAAAGCACAAGCCGAAGUACGAGACAAACUCCAAGGGAAACCUAAGAUAGGUGAGGAUGACUUGGCCAAUCUCAAAUACCUCAGACUCGUCAUCAAGGAGACAAUGAGGCUGCACCCGGCCGCGCCAUUGAUUCUGCCGAGGGAGGCCAUGGAGUCUUGCAUAAUCCUCGGGUACGACAUUCCCAAGGGCACCACGGUGUUGGUGAACGCUUGGGCGAUCGCGAGAGAUCCUAAGCACUGGGAAGACCCCGAGGAGUUCAAGCCAGAGAGGUUUGAGUCAGGUACGAUCGACUUCAAAGGAACGGACUUCGAGUACAUACCCUUUGGGGCAGGAAGGAGGAUGUGCCCUGGAAUAACUUUUGCGCAGGCAAGCAUGGAGAUAGUGCUGGCUGCGCUUCUCUACCACUUCGACUGGGAGCUCCCAGACGGGGUGAAGCCAGGUGAGCUAGACAUGGAAGAGGAGAUGGGCCUCGCCGUCCGACGGAAGAACAACCUGUACCUACAUGCUAUGGUCCGUGUGCCGCAUGUUUGAUUUGCACAGUUGCAUUUGCGUUGAUAUGUGAUCACAAACUCCCAUGUAGUACUAGUCCUAUCUGUGUAUAUUUAUCACGAUGUGAAGGGGUAAUGGGGUAUGAAGAAGUAUUAAUUAAUUUAGACCAAA